AGCCUAGUGGAGACCCACCCCAUCGGAUUGUGGGAGGAUCGGAUGUCCCAGCAGGGCAAUAUGUUCCCUAUCAAGUAUCCCUCCAGUAUGAGACUCGCAAUGGGCAGAUGCAUUUCUGUGGAGGAUCUAUCAUUGCCCCAAAUCGCAUCCUUACCGCUGCCCACUGUUGUCAGGGCUUGAAUGUCAGUCGCAUGUCCGUGGUGGCCGGAAUACGAAGCCUGAAAGAUAAGGGAUCCCGCUCCAAGGUUCUCUCCUUCGACAUUCAUCCGGAUUACAAGGAACUGGUCACCAGCGACCUAGCUGUCCUCAAUAUAGAUCCUCCGCUUCAAUUUGACAACACAAGCAUCAGUGCCAUUGGCUUACAGUCAAAUUACGUGGGUGGAGGAGUUCCAGUGACCCUGACUGGAUGGGGUUUACGCCUCCCGGUACCUUUCCCCUUCCUGGACAGUCUCAACUACCCGAAUGUCCUGCAACGCAUGAGCUAUAACACGAUUACGAACGAUCAGUGCAGAAGAGCUGGCAUGGAUAGUGUCACGGACACAGAAGUCUGCGCCAGAGGACCCUUCAGAGGUGCUUGUUCGGGCGAUUCUGGUGGACCAUUGGUAAUGACAGAGGACGGAGGCCUAAAACAAGUAGGCAUAGUAUCCUAUGGCUUGGUUGUUUGUGGUCUCUUCAUAUCCCCGGAUGUCUACACCCGUGUGUCGACCUUUACUGAAUGGAUAGAGGGUCAUCUGGAUUCUUAGACCAA
Messenger RNA from Drosophila bipectinata, 748 nucleotides. Its product is annotated as chymotrypsin-1. NCBI's taxonomy places the organism in Eukaryota, Metazoa, Arthropoda, Insecta, Diptera, Drosophilidae. The record is from RefSeq and is a predicted model, not a curated record. Gene Ontology annotation, molecular function: serine-type endopeptidase activity. Gene Ontology annotation, biological process: proteolysis.